UUUUUUACCCCUGCAUGAUGUCAGCAGUCCAGUGGGUGGCGCAGUGCACCACACGAGCUGGUUUGCCAACCGCCAAUUAACACACGAAGAAGACACAAGGCAGGAGCAGAAGGAAGACGACGCAGCAGUGGAGUGGACGCGCGGCGGGUCCGUCGAGAGCAUGGAUUCCCCCGACAGACUGGAAAUCUACAUCCCAGUGGAGGCUGAGGUCAAAUGCAUCCCUCUGUGGAGCUUACCAGCCUCAGUGCUCAAAAGAAUGGGCCUCUCCGCCUGUGACUCUGAGGGCUCCAAGACGCUGGCGAGCUCCCCAGAGGGCAUAUGGAUCAGUCCGGCAGUUAUACGGAGGAAAGGGCAGAAACUGGCCCCCCACACGGGAAGGACCACCAAGGAGAAUCUGUCUCUGCGCCUGAGCAGAGUGUUCCAGGCUGCGCCGGGGCCCCUCCGGAUGUCUUUUGUCUCCUCCAACAGCGUCGCUUACGACGUGCUGAGGGACAUAAAGCCCAGCGCAACGCGCCGGUCUCAUGCGUCCGCGUUGCCCCAGGGUUCGCCGCCGCAGACUUACGGAACUGGCAUUGUGGUCUACAAAGGAUGCAUUUACCUGUCCAUCAGGAAGUCAAGUCAGAUUCAACCAGAGACGCCCGGUUCCUCUACUCCCUCAUCGUCGUCGAAGAGACAGAAGAAGGUGCUGCUAAAGGACAACAGGCACAAGAAGAAACACGCCAAAGGUGAGGCGAGGGAAGCGUCCUCGUCCAGGGCUGCACGCUCGGCCCCUCUGUCCUCUGACGAGGUGCUGGAGGUGGACGGCCCCCGUCACAGGGGAGGCCCGCAGCCGCAGGCGGCGGAGGAAGCUGCAGCCCCUGGGCCGGCCUGGGCACCGGAAGACACCGAAGACAGCGGUGAAUGUGAGAUGCAGCGCCUGGACAGCAACGAAACGGAGGUCACCAGUCAGCGCGGUGCCACAGUGCCUCUGGGUGCAGCCUGUGCCUCCACAUCCCUGGUGAAGGAGUGUGACUUUGAUGAGUUGGUAAACCAGGAGAGGAUCACUCAGAUGAAGGCCAGACUCAAACAGCAGGAAGCUGCUCUCAACUGCCUGCCUUCCUCACAGUAACUGCUCCGUCCGACUCAAACAGCGCUGAUGAGGCUUCAAGUCCACAAAAAUCCAACUCACGGGUUACCUGACAACUUGUUGGUUGACGGCGACCCCCCCCCGGCAUCAUUACUGUAAUCUGAUUAUUCGUGAACCAGUUCUUUAAUAAACCCUAUUUUCACCAAG
Molecule: messenger RNA, 1273 nt
Organism: Scophthalmus maximus (turbot)
Lineage: Eukaryota; Metazoa; Chordata; Actinopteri; Pleuronectiformes; Scophthalmidae
Exons: 3
Coding region: 161-1108 (315 amino acids)
Source: RefSeq, a predicted model, not a curated record